CUACACACUUAACUACGGCCGUUGUGAAGCAUGGAUGUAGACUGGAUUUCUACAUUACAAACGCGUGCAGCUCGCAUGCGUCUUAAACUUGUGUAUAGCGAAAGCGUGACCGGUGUGAAACAUAGACUGGUCCACGUUGUCGACGUACACGUGGAGAACGUUGCAGAUCUCAAGGCCACGGGCCGUGGUUCGAAAAAGAAAGUGGCCAAACACACAGCAGCUAAAGCGCUCUAUGCCUUACUACAGGACAAGAUUGACCGGCAAACGGCUUCCAAGGCCACCAAAUCCAAACCUUACGUACUCGAUAAUAAACCAAAAGGGACUGACCGAGAAGCAUCGGAGUGUGAAGAAAGUCAACCCGACCCCGACGACUGCACAGAGACACCUCGGUCACAGGAGCACCACCCUCAACAGUCUGAGAAUCACAUUGGACAACUGCAGGAAAUCUGCCAGCAGAACAAGUGGCCAUUGCCCAAGUAUAACUUUUGCUUUACAGAGGGUCCUCGUCGGUAUGCAUGCCAAUGUCAACUUACUAUACCCCUGGACAUCCACGCGUGUGACGAUGACUGUGCAGUAGACGCCACGACUGAUCGCGUUUAUACAGAACUACACGGCACGGCAGACUCUAAAGGAGAGGCUAAACAAGCGGCGGCUGGGAACACUCUCCUUUGGCUGUACGGACACAAGCUCAUCUAA
Molecule: messenger RNA, 696 nt
Organism: Oreochromis niloticus (Nile tilapia)
Lineage: Eukaryota; Metazoa; Chordata; Actinopteri; Cichliformes; Cichlidae
Product: RISC-loading complex subunit TARBP2-like
Exons: 3
Coding region: 31-696 (221 amino acids)
Biological process (GO): siRNA processing; regulation of regulatory ncRNA processing
Cellular component (GO): RISC-loading complex; nucleus; RISC complex
Molecular function (GO): siRNA binding; double-stranded RNA binding
Source: RefSeq, a predicted model, not a curated record